Molecule: messenger RNA, 3585 nt
Organism: Condylura cristata (star-nosed mole)
Lineage: Eukaryota; Metazoa; Chordata; Mammalia; Eulipotyphla; Talpidae
Gene: CHAMP1
Product: chromosome alignment maintaining phosphoprotein 1
Exons: 2
Biological process (GO): protein localization to kinetochore; attachment of mitotic spindle microtubules to kinetochore; sister chromatid biorientation
Cellular component (GO): spindle; nucleoplasm
Source: RefSeq, a predicted model, not a curated record
GCGGCUGGUCAGCGCAUCGGGGUGGCAGAGAGGGGACUCGUCGGGGCGCGGCUGGUCAGCGCAUCGGGGUGGCAGAGAGGGGACUCGUCCGGGCGCGGCUGGUCAGCGCAUCCGGCUGGUGGGCAGCUGUGGUGGCCGGGGUCUUCCUCUCCCGACGGUGUCUGCACCCGGCUGCGGUGCUCGCAGCUGCCCUCUGUGCUUCCCUCGGGCGCCCUGCCAGCUGCAGCCACCCGGUACAGGAACCGCGGGAGCCGAGGUGUGGCCAGGCGCUGUGCUCAGGGUGCCCGGAAGACCCUAGGGCAGGAGCCGGACGCCCUCUGGCUCCUGUUAGGUUCCGACCGCAGACGUCUGGCUCUAGUUUCCCAGGUGGUCGGUGAGCCCCGGCCCCUAGGACACUGGCCACGCCAUCUGGCCGUGGCGGGUCAGGCGCCUGGUCUGUGUGAGCGAACGGCCGUGUCUGCGGUCACCGGAGGAUGAGGGGUCCCUGCUGUGCAGUGGGAUGGACCUAAGCUAGGGCGCGGUCAGCCUGAGGGGUGGACAGCGGCCUGGCGGUUGCUGCCCUUGAGGGAGUGAGCCAGAGGGGGCGCUUUAUGCGGCCGGCUGGGUAGGUGUCACACAAGGGGUCAGGCUUCCUUCCGGGGCGUCUGGGCCUGCAGCCCCCCGUCUGUCUCCUCAGCAGCUUCCGAGAGCUUGUGACAGUGGCUCGGGCUAGCGGGUGGGCAGGUUAGUGCAGCAGGGACCAGACAGGACAGUGCUUUACCAAAGUGCGUCCAGGGCCUCCCUGGGGCGUCCCCUCUCCCCCCUCUGGCUGCACCCCAGCUUUUGGAUGCAUAAAUAGACGAAAAACAAGUCUUUGAACAAUAAAGCGCGUGUGGCCUGGCGUGUUGGCCGCGCCCUGUGGGAGGGGGCGGGGGGCGCGGACAUCCCACGGGCCCAGCCCUGAUGGACCUUCCCCGAUUUUUCAGGGUCAGCCUCUCACCUCUUCCUGCCGUGAGCUGCAGACUGUCUGUGUGACCGGUGGAAACCCCACGGCGCUCUGCGGCCCUUGAGGACGGCUGUGAGCCCGCCGGGGACGGACCCUCCCGCCCUGUGGGGUGCCGUCGCCUGUGAGCAAAAGAGAAACUCCAGGAGGUGCAGCUGGGCCUUGUGGCUGGCGGGAGGAUGGAGGUGGCGCGGGGGCGGCGGGACGCGCCGGCCAGGCUGGAGUGCGGCCACUGCGGCUUCCGGGGCGCCGACCACGAGGACGUGCAGAUCCACAUGGGCACCCUGCACCCGGAGUUCUGCGACGACAUGGACGCCGGCGGGCUGGGCAAGGUGAUCUUCUACCAGAAGAGCGCGAAGCUCUUCCACUGCCACAGGUGCUUCUUCACCAGCAAGAUGUACUCGAGCGUCUACCACCACGUCACGGCCAGGCACGCGGCCCCGGGGCCGUGGGGCGAGAAACCCAAGCACCCGCUCAGCAGAGAGGCGGAGGCCGUGGGAAGCCCCCCGCUCUCUGAGCACCAGAAAGCGGCCCCUAACUCUGCGGAGCCGCAGCGGGCGCCCGCCCUGCCCGCGGACACGCAGAGACUGGGCCCGGCCUUGUCCCCAGAGUCGCCAGAAGCGGCUCCUGUUCCCGCCCUGGAGCCGCAGAGACCCGGGCCUGCCGCCUCCCCGGGGCCACAGGCCCCCGCUCGCGCCUCCCCUGAGUCUCUCAAGCCCGCUCCCGGCUCCUCCCCAGAACUCCCGAGGUCGGCCGCUGUCGUUUCUGACCCUCAGAAGCCAGUGCCCGUUCCUUCUCCGGAGGCGCACAAGCUUGCCCCCGGCUCCCCUGACCCAGUGAAGGCCGCGCUCUUGAGCCCGAAGCCCCAGAAACUCUCCCACUUCCCGGAGGUGUUGGGGCCGCCUGCAGCCUCUUCCCCGGAGUCUCCAGUUGUAGCCGCGUCCCCUGACUCUUGGGGGCCGUCCCCGUCGGCGUCUCCAGAGUCUCGAAAGCUGGCCCGGACUGUCUCCCCGGAGCCAAGGAAACCCUCCCCGCCGGAGUCCCCUGAGCCUUGGAAGCCGUUCCCCGCCGCCUCCCCAGAGCCGAGGAGACCGGCCCCGGCCGGGUCGCCAGGCUCUUGGAAGCCAGGGCCACCCGGGUCCCCCCGGUCCUGGAAGUCCAGUCCUUCGGCCCCGUCCGGACCUUGGAAGCCGGCCAAACCUGCUCCCUCGGUGUCUCCCGGGCCGUGGAAACCGAUCCCGUCCGUGUCCCCUGGGCCUUGGAAAGCGACGCCCUCCCUGUCCCCCGCCUCCUGGAAGUCCUCGUCCGUCUCGCCCGGCUCCUGGAAAACGCCCCCCACGUCUCCGGAGUCCUGGAAGUCCGGCCCUCCGGAGCUGCGCAGGGCCACGCCCACCUUGUCACCCGAGCCCUGGAAGGCGGCUCCCCCCGUGUCUCCCGAGCUCCGCAAAGCAGGACCUCCCUUGUCCCCUGAACUCCGAAAGCAAGGGUCCCCUCUGUCCCCGGAGGUCCGUAGCCCAGCCGGCUCUCCAGAGCUCAGGAAGCCCUCGGGGUCGCCAGAGGUUUGGAAGCUCUCCCCCGAUCAGCGGAAGCCUUCCCCCACGUCACUGGACUUCCCCGAGUCCCAGAAGAGUUCCCGAGCUGGCUCCCCCGACCUCUGGAAGUCUUCCUUCUUCCUGGAGCCCCAGAAACCUGUCUUCCCUGAGGCCCGGAAAGCGGGUCCUUCCGGGCCGGCCGAGCCCCCGAAGGUGGCCUCCGACAUCUGGAAAUCUGUCCUCUGCCUCGACGCUGAGGCCCGCAGGCCUGCGCUCUGUCCCGAGCCCCCCAGGGCGGCCCCCGCCGCCCCUCCCGAGCCCCGGAAGCGCAGCCUCUUCCCCGAGCCCCGCAAGCACGCGCUCUUCCCGGACCUCCCCAAGCCCCUGCUUGCGGAGUCGCAGAGGGCCGACGCCACGGGCGAGCAGAAGUGUGACCCGCUGGCCCAGGAGGAGCUGCUGGCCACGCCUCAGAAGCUUCUGGAAGACGCUCUGUUUCCCUGCCCGAAGAGGCUCAAGAGGGACGGCCAGACCGCGGACGCCGAGCCGGGCGGCAGCGAGUGCGCGAAGGCGGACGCGGACGCGGCCGACGCCAAGGGCCAGGAGUCCAGCAGUGACCAGGAGCAGGUGGACGUGGAGUCCGUGGACUGCGGCCGGGAGGGCGGGCCGGACGCGGGCGGGCCGGCGCGCGCCCGGCAGGCGCUGCAGGUCACGGAGGAGAAGGAGGCCUUCAUCUCGGAGGAGGAGAUCGCCAAGUACAUGAAGCGCGGGAAGGGCAAGUACUACUGCAAGAUCUGCUGCUGCCGCGCCAUGAAGAAGGGCGCCGUGCUGCACCACCUGGUCAACAAGCACGACGUGCACAGCCCCUACAAGUGCGCCAUCUGCGGCAAGGCCUUCCUGCUCGAGAGCCUCCUCAAGAACCACGUGGCCGCCCACGGCCAGAGCCUGCUCAGGUGCCCGCGCUGCAGCUUCGAGUCCAACUUCCCGCGCGGCUUCAAGAAGCACCUCACCCACUGCCAGAGCCGGCACGGCGAGGAGGCGCACCGGAGGCUGCCCGACGCGCCCGAGCCCGCG